Lathyrus oleraceus (garden pea) is the source of this 810-nucleotide messenger RNA. RefSeq lists its product as uncharacterized. Bases 1 to 810 code for a protein of 269 amino acids. The transcript has a single exon. The record is from RefSeq and is a predicted model, not a curated record. Lineage: Eukaryota; Viridiplantae; Streptophyta; Magnoliopsida; Fabales; Fabaceae.
AUGGAUGAAAUUCAACAGGAGAAAGCUUCCAUGAGAGAGGAAAUAGAUUAUGUCAAAAGCAAGAUCGAUCAAAUUAUUGAGACUCUGCUGGCUCUGGCUAGAAGAGAAGAUGUGGUUCGUGUUAUCGUCAUCGUCAGGAAUGAUGCUCCCACUCAAAUCCAUGCUUCACCUUUAACUCAUACCGAUCCUAUUCCCAAUUUUGUAAUUUACGAUCUUCCUCCUGGUUUCACUCCUCUGAUUAAGGGAACUCAUAUGCCUCCGCCUGUACAUACCGCCAGAGUAACUGAUAUAUUUGUUGCACAAGGGCUACCGAUCGUCAAUCAAAUUUCGACUCCUCGCACAGAUGAGGAGAUCCAAGAUGAAUUUGAAAUACAAAAUUACAAUGGGGCUGCUCUAGUGGUCAUUCAUACUACUACUCAGGAUUCCGAGGCUAUCCUGAUGUGUCGAGCUUUGGCAGAAAAGCUAGGAACCCUGGAAGGACAUAACACAACCCGUUUGAGUGCUUUGGAGAUGUGUCUGGUGCUAGACGUAGUGAUUCCUCCAAAGCUCAAGGCCCCGGAAUUUGAUAAGUACAAUAGCCUCACAUGCCCUAACAUACAUCUGAAAAUGUAUUGCAGAAAAAUGGUUGCAUAUGCCACAAAUGACAAACUCAUGAUCCAUUGGUUUCAGGACAAGCUAACAGAGGCGUCUCUAUAUUGGUAUAUGCAAUUAGAGUGCAACAACAUAUGCACCUGGGAUGAGUUGGAUGAAGCGUUUGCACAACAAUACAAAUACAAUACUGGCAUGGCGCCGAAUCAUACUCAACUCUAG